Acanthoscelides obtectus is the source of this 213-nucleotide messenger RNA. NCBI's taxonomy places the organism in Eukaryota, Metazoa, Arthropoda, Insecta, Coleoptera, Chrysomelidae. The record is from the annotation of a GenBank genome assembly.
AUGGGAGUUCGAGCGGAACCGGUCUAUCGAAGACACCGCGUGCAGGUACCACCUACGAAGCCAGGGAUUUGGACCACACAUCGCCCAAAUCUGCAAGCGGAACAUUUUGGAGAAGGACCAGAUCGCCCAACCAAGAUCUUCCCCUUAGUUAAGCAACCAAGUAAAGACAAAGAAAGAAACGUGAUGCACUUGAUCAUCCUCGUAUUAGCGUAA